AUUCACACACAGAAGUGCUGAAGAAUACACAAAGGACCAAACCUACAACAUCUGCAAGGAUUCACCUCCAAGAUGCUUUGCAUGUAUGGAUUGCUGUUCCUGACUCUGAGCAGAGUAGGGCUGGGAUCCCUGCAGGAUAAACAGACUAACUUUGGCCUGAAGGUCUUCUCCCGGCUGGCCCGGGGCUGCACGGAUGCCAAUGUUGCCUUCUCCCCUCACGGCGUGGCCUCUGUCCUCGCCAUGGCUCAGCUCGGUGCCGCGGGAAACACUCACAGGGCCUUAACCACAACAAUGGGCUUUUCUCUGCAAGAACGAGGGGCGUCCCGCCAACAAUGUCUACUCCAGCGUGACCUUUCCAGUGAGGACAGCGUGGACAUGGCCUGUGGGAUUAUGGUGGAGAGGAAGAUGAGCCUAGAGAAGGGGUAUAGGCGGGCUUUGGCCAAGGCUUUCCAGAGCCACCCUCAUCAGGUGGACUUCAGCAAACCAGACCAGGCAGUCAACAUCAUCAACGCGUGGGUCUCGGACCACACUGCAGGCACCAUCCCUGAAUUUUUGGCUGCUGGUUCACUGCCUGAUGAGACCCGGUUGGUUCUCCUGAAUGCUCUUCAUUUCCAGGGACUAUGGAAGGUUCCUUUUGACCCAAACCUGACACACGAAAUGAUGUUCCACUGUGCCAAUGGCAGCACUGCUCCAGUGCAAAUGAUGAUGCUAACCAAUCGCUUCAACUACGGUGAGUUUGUGACAUCAGAAGGUGUGGACUAUGAUGUCAUUGAGGUCCCAUAUGAAGGUGACUCGCUGAGCAUGUUCCUGGUGUCACCCUUUGAGCCUGAAGUGCCAUUAAGUGUGUUGAGUGCCGAUCUGAGCAGCCAGAAGAUCCGCCAGUGGAGGGCAGAGCUGAGGAACAUCAGGAGACAGCUGGCCAUGCCCAGGUUUACUCUGAGCUCUGAGGUUAAUUUGAAGGAUGUUCUCAUUGACUUGGGUCUGGGAAACAUGUUCAACCUGGCAACUGCUGACUUCACACGCAUCACCACUGACGAGCAGCUCUGUGUGUCAAAAGUCCUGCAGAAGGUAAAGAUCGAGGUCAACGAACGUGGAACCAAAGGGUCGGCGGCCACAGCUGCUGUGGUGUUUUCACGUAUGGCGGUGCCGGAAAUCACUCUGAACCGUCCGUUCCUCUUCCUCAUCCAACACAAACACUCAGGUGCUGUUCUGUUCAUGGGUCAGGUCAACCAGCCACAGCAAGAGUAAAACCUGAAAACCUGCUUUUGUUUCACGUGCAACUACUGACACUACAACACGACUCACUGGAAACACGCCACAUAACGCGACGAUACACACAGAAAGAAAAGCGGCAACAAAAAGAUGCUUCUGCAGACAGAUCGAGGCUGAAUGAUGUAUUUAUUAUGGGUUUUUUCAGUGUUCACUGUAUUGUAUUUUCUGCAUAAUUCUGUAUUUUUGUAGUAUUUAUAUUUAUUAAAAGACAGUUUUUUU
Molecule: messenger RNA, 1491 nt
Organism: Thalassophryne amazonica
Lineage: Eukaryota; Metazoa; Chordata; Actinopteri; Batrachoidiformes; Batrachoididae
Gene: serpine1
Product: serpin peptidase inhibitor, clade E (nexin, plasminogen activator inhibitor type 1), member 1
Exons: 9
Coding region: 73-1248 (391 amino acids)
Biological process (GO): negative regulation of vascular wound healing; negative regulation of plasminogen activation; negative regulation of endopeptidase activity
Molecular function (GO): serine-type endopeptidase inhibitor activity
Source: RefSeq, a predicted model, not a curated record